Vollenhovia emeryi is the source of this 1005-nucleotide messenger RNA. RefSeq lists its product as uncharacterized. The record is from RefSeq and is a predicted model, not a curated record. The coding region runs from base 1 to 1005 and encodes 334 amino acids. The transcript has 2 exons. Lineage: Eukaryota; Metazoa; Arthropoda; Insecta; Hymenoptera; Formicidae.
AUGAGAACAUCCAAAGAGAUUCCAUCCACCCUGUUCCCAUUAAUAGAACACUGCCUUAACUCCACCUAUUUCCGGUUCGAAGGAGAAUUCUACGAACAAACCACGGGAGCAGCAAUGGGAUCCCCGAUAUCACCCAUCAUCGCAAACAUCUUUAUGGAACACUUCGAGAAUGAAAUCCUGAAGAAGGCCCCACUAAAACCCUCCAAAUGGUUCCGGUACGUGGACGACACCGUCGUCAUCUGGAACCACGGAAGGGAAACUCUACCUCAUUUCCUCACUUUCAUUAACUCCCAACAUCCCAACAUCCAAUUCACAAUGGAGACCGAACAGAAUUCCCAAAUCCCCUUCCUGGAUGUCCUGGUCCGUAGGAACGAAGACGGCACCCUAAGCCACAACGUCUACCGCAAACCAACACACACGGACCGAUACCUCCACGCAAACUCCCACCAUCACCCCGCCCAAAAGAAUUCGGUAAUCAGCUCUCUAGUCCACAGAGCACUCUCCAUUUCGAAACCAGCCGCCCUGAACGGAGAGCUAAACCACCUUCACCGAACCCUGACCAGGAACGGAUACAGCAGCAGAAACAUCAACCUUACCAUCAAGAAGCUGACCAACAUGGAAUCCGGCCAGAACAACAACACGACGCCAGAGACAGAGAAAGAGAAGAUUAAGGCAGUAGUACUCCCAUACGUCAGAGGCACAACGGACCGCAUCAGCAGAAUUCUGAGCAAACACAACAUCAAAGCGAUCUUCAAACCUUGCAACAAGCUCUCAGAAAUGCUCCCCAAUCCCAAGGACCGGAGACCCCCUUUGACAGCCCCAGGGGUUUACAAGGUCCCAUGUUCCUGCGGCAAAGCGUACAUAGGAGAAACCGGGAGGAAGAUUAGUACACGAAUCAAAGAACACCAGCGAUGUACCAAAUACGGCCACUUCUCACAAUCAGCUCUAGCCGAACACAAGAUCGAGACCGGACACGCCAUCCAGACGAAUCGAGAGUAUGCUUGA